AUGUUGUCGAGGGCGCACCUGCAGAAAGUCAAGUUGCUGGCUAGUACUUUUGACGGACUAACGAGCUCAGAUGUGUAUCGAGCUGCUGCCGAACAGCAUGUGAUCGUCGUCGGUGGCCAUGCCAGAACAGUUGGGGCAGCCGGCGGCUGGUUGACGGGAGGCGGUCACUCGGCCUGGUCGAAUCUUUACGGUCUCGGCGUCGACAAUGUACUGGAAAUCAAACUGGUCAAUGCGCAGGGAGAACAUGUCACUAUCAAUCAGUAUACCGACCCAGAUUAUUUCUGGGCCGUGCGCGGCGGCGGAGGAAGCGCAUGGGGUGUCAUAACCUCAGUGACAUAUCGAACUCACCCAGAACCCACGCAUAUUCAGGUGGCGGCUAUACAGAUCAAUGCCACUACGAAUUCAAGCCUUCGUCCACUCCUGCAAGGGUCUCUAGGUGCGUUGGUGAACAUGACAGAGGCCGGCUAUACUGGAUACGGGUACCUCAGCAAUGGUUUUUCUGGCCUCUUUAUCCGACCUGGAGGUACCGAUGCAGAACUGACCCAAGGUGCUUUGGCCUUUCAGCAGCUAGGACUCAUCAACGGCACCAGCUUCGCCACGUUCAACUUCACUUUUCCCCGCUGGAUCGACUACUGCAAUGCCUUUCUUCAGGAUCCAAACAUCGCUCUGAAUGUCAUGGAUUCAUCUCGGCUUCUUACUCCGGACAUGGCGUUCAACAAAGCCGGUGAGAUUAUCGACAUGAUGUUAGAGUUUGGUCCGGACCACUAUCCAUCGUUCAACUUUGUUGGGCAUGUCAACUCCACCACGCGGGACAAUACGUCAGUUCACCCUUCGUGGCGGGAAGGCCGGGCGGUUAUGAGCUUCGGCACGAACUGGGACGAUGAAGCACCUGAAGCUGAGAAGCAUCAGAAGAGGCUUCAAUUGGUUGAAAUGAGCAAGCGAUGGGCCAAGAUUGCUGGACCGGAUGGAGGGACGUAUGCGAACGAAGCCAACCCCUUCGAGCCUGACUGGGAAAGAGUCUUUUGGGGGUCCAACUACGAGCGCUUGUUGAGGAUCAAGAGGGCCAAGGACCCUACAAACCUAUUCACCUGCAAUCGAUGCGUGGGGUCGGACAUCGUGUAUGAAGCGUGA
Molecule: messenger RNA, 1131 nt
Organism: Fonsecaea nubica
Lineage: Eukaryota; Fungi; Ascomycota; Eurotiomycetes; Chaetothyriales; Herpotrichiellaceae
Exons: 6
Coding region: 1-1131 (376 amino acids)
Molecular function (GO): oxidoreductase activity; FAD binding
Source: RefSeq, a predicted model, not a curated record